AUGUUACACAUUCUAGCUCUCACGAGCACGCUCCUCCUCCAACGGGUCACUGCCCACGGAGGAUGUCUCAAUUACACAGUCGGAGAUAUAUGGUACCCAGGCUACUCACCUUACGACGACCCCAUCCCACAGGACGCCGCCCCCUGGAUGCCACAACGAAAAUGGGUAACCAACGACCCGAUCUUCUCCCCAACCAACAUCUCCCUCGCAUGCAACGCUCCCGGCGAUCCAGCACGCGCCUACAUCCCUCUCCUCCCCGGCCAGCCCAUUACCGCCGUGUACAUGUAUUGGGUGCACACCGUCGGCCCCAUGAUCGCAUGGAUGGCGCGCUGCCCAUCCGACGACUGCCACACCACCGACGCAAGCCGCGUGUCGUGGUUCAAGAUCGGGCAGCGCGGGCUCGAGAGCGGGACCAUUGAGACUGGGACGUGGUUCCAGGGGAGUUUCUCCAGGUGGGAUGGGAGUCCUAGCUUGUGGACUGAGACUGUGCCCGAAGGGCUGCAGAAGGGGAGAUAUUUGAUCAGACAUGAGAUUGUGAGCUUGCAUAGUGCGGGGAAGCCGCAGUUUUAUCCGCAGUGUGCGCAUGUUGAGGUUGGUGGGGAGGGGGUGGAGAGUCCGGGGGAAGAGUAUCUGACUAGGAUUCCUGGGGUUUGGAGUAUGGAUCAGCCCGAGAUCAAUAUCGAUAUAUAUGCGCCUGGCAUUGCGAACAGAACAGUGUACAAUAUCCCUGGGCCACCAGUGUGGAAGGGAUAAUUUCAUGUACCGCUAGGUCAAACUGAAAACGCGCGUUCUCUUUUUUGCAUCAAAGUCACAGUCCUGACGCUAUGGUAUGAUUUUAGGAAGAUUUUCGUCCAUACAAACCAACAAAAACCAGUAUCAGCAAUACGCCUUGAGCGGGAAGUUCCGUACAGUAAUCACUU
Molecule: messenger RNA, 920 nt
Organism: Periconia digitata
Lineage: Eukaryota; Fungi; Ascomycota; Dothideomycetes; Pleosporales; Periconiaceae
Source: the annotation of a GenBank genome assembly